CAUUUUCCUCCACCAAAAAGGCACAAUGCCGAUGCGCUGUCACUACGAAGUGCUCGGCGUCGAGCAGCAAGCGACUGCCGACGAUAUCAAAAAGACGUAUCGCAAACUGGCGCUGAAGUGGCACCCGGACAAGAACCCGGACAACAUUGCCGAGUGCACCAAAGUCUUCACCUUGAUCCAGAAGGCCUACGACGUGCUGAGCGACGCGAACGAGCGCGCCUGGUACGACUCGCAUCGGGACUCGCUGAUGCGGGGCGCAGACGGAGACGGGUCGUCGGGCGAGGAAGGCGUCGACCUCGUGCCGUACUUUAGCCCCGACGCGUACGCGGGCUUUGGCGACGACGAGGACGGGUUUUACACUGUGUUUGCAAAGCUGUUUGAGCGCAUUGCCAAGGACGAGGCGCAGUUCUACACGGCUGCAGACGCUGCUCGCCAAGACCGUUACGAAAUCCCGCCGAGCGACGACGAGGACGAGGUCGAUGAGGACGAGGUCGAUGAGGACGAGGAGGACCAAGAUGCAAAGGACAGCAACAAGAAGAAGACGAAGAGCGGCAGCCGGAAGGCAAAGCGAGGUGGCGCAGCGACGCCAGAGCGGCCAAACCGCACCGAAUCGCCGCGAAUGCUGGAAAGCCCAACGCCAGCUGCGAGCGAUGCCGGUGGACAUGGCUCAAAGAACAAGAAAAAGCAUCACAACAACCAGCAGCAGCAGCAAAAGGCCGAGGAGUCGGCGUCGCGCAAACAAGAGGCAAACACGUCCAUGUUCCCGCCGUUCGGCAAAUCCACGAGCCCGUACGAGACGGUCGGUGCCGCCUUCUACAACCACUGGAGUGCGUUCUCAACACGACGACCAUUCGCUAGCAAGGACUUGUACGACACGCGAGAGGCCCCGAAUCGCCAGAUUAAGCGCCUGAUGGAAAAGGACAACCAGAAACAGCGCGACAAGGCUCGCAAAGAGUACAAUGACAACGUUAUUCAGCUCGUCGCGUACCUGCGCAAGCGAGAUAAGCGCGUGCAUGCGUAUCUAGAGCGCAUGGAGCGCGAGCAGGACGAGCGCGCUUCCAAGCACAAGCAGCGCUUGAAGGAAGAAAAGAUGCGCCGUGCGGCCGACGCCGAGCAGUAUCGCCACAUUGCUGCCUCCAAUCUCAAGGAGAUGGAGGACGAUUUAGCGCUGGUUGAGAAUGCUCUUGACGACUUCCACGGGAAGAAGCGCAAAGGCAAGAAAGGCAAGGACGCGAACAAGGGCGCAAACCGUGCCGCAGCCGCAUCCGACGACGCUGCGCAGGAGGACGGCAGCUCCACACCUGCAGAGGCCAAUGAGACCACGCUUUCACCUGAGGGAGAAGACGCUCUGGCGGACGGCAGCAGCUCUGGGACUGGCGUCGCUCAGCAGGACGACAUGGACGACGAUGACGAACCUGAAGAACUGCUCUGCGUGGCUUGCAAGAAGGUGUUCAAGUCCCAAAAGGCAUGGGAGAAUCACGAACGGUCCAAGAAGCACCUGGAGAAGGUGGCGCUUCUUCGCGCGAUUUUGGAGGCCGAAGACGAAGCCAUGGCGCAAGCGGCGAGUGGUCUUAGCAUUUCCGGCAACAAUAACAACAACAGCAACAGCAACAGCAACAGCAACAACAACAACAGCGCUGCCGCCGCACCUUCGCCAGCAGGCAAGGGUGGCAAGCGGGGCAAAAAGUCUCGCCGAAAGGCCGCAUCCAGCGACGAGGACGACAGCGACCAAGAUUAUUGAAGAGGAGUUGUGUGUGUGUGUCGUUGCAUUGUCUUCCAUAGAUUGAAUCGUUUCUUCUUCAUGUGGUUGAGGGCUUUGUGGAAGGGAUGUACUGUACUUCAAUUUUGAAACCGAGCUUUGCAUCUUCAAAGUGUUCCACCAGCCCAUAUA
Molecule: messenger RNA, 1891 nt
Organism: Capsaspora owczarzaki ATCC 30864
Lineage: Eukaryota; Filasterea; Ministeriida; Capsasporidae
Product: GS3 protein
Exons: 2
Coding region: 26-1741 (571 amino acids)
Cellular component (GO): cytoplasm
Molecular function (GO): zinc ion binding; nucleic acid binding
Source: RefSeq, a predicted model, not a curated record